This is a messenger RNA of Spinacia oleracea (spinach), 3320 nucleotides long. RefSeq names its product pentatricopeptide repeat-containing protein At5g39710. The coding region runs from base 72 to 2363 and encodes 763 amino acids. The transcript has 3 exons. Gene Ontology annotation, molecular function: protein binding; mRNA binding. The record is from RefSeq and is a predicted model, not a curated record. Lineage: Eukaryota; Viridiplantae; Streptophyta; Magnoliopsida; Caryophyllales; Amaranthaceae.
AGCACUAGUGCACUACUAGUACAAGCUGUACAACCUUGGUGGUGCAAAGCAAUCACCAAACUCCUGCAAAAAUGCUGCUACGCCACCGCACUUUCCAUUCCCAAGCCAUCACCACCACCUCUUCAGCUCCCCGCAACGCCAUUCUAGCCGAAAAAGCCAUAACCUACCUCCAGCGACACCCACAACAGCUAGCCACCCUACUCCCGGAGUUCAACCCUGAAGCCGCUUGCUUCGUACUCCUCAAAACCCAAUCCGACCAAUCCCUAACCCUCCAAUUCCUUAAUUGGGCGCGCACGGCGUCGAACCCGGGUUUCUUAAACCCUAAAGCAAAAUGCUACGCCCUUCACAUCCUCACCAAGUUCCGCGCCUUCAAAACCGCGCAGUCCCUCGCCGAGGACCUCGCUCGCGAGGUCUCUUCCACCGAUUCGACUGGCGGGUUAGUGUUUGAUUUUCUCAAGCAGUCGUAUCAAUCUUUUAAUUCUAGUUCAGCUGAUGUUUUUGAUUUGAUGGUAAAAUCUUACUCUUCUCUUAAUAUGGUUGAUAAAGCUAUUAAUACUCUUAAUUCAGCUAAACUUGAGGGUUUUAUGCCUGGGGUUUUGUCUUAUAAUUCAAUUCUUCAUGCGGUUCUUCGUAAUUUACCGCCUUCAUCUUCGUCAUUGUCGUUGGCUAUGGAGUUGUUUCAUGAGAUGAGCAAAUUGGGUAUUUCUCCUAAUGUGUUUACUUAUAAUAUUUUGAUUAGGGGUUUUUCUGGGGGUGGGGAUUUUCCUAAGGCUUUGACAUUUUUUUCUGACAUGCAAAAAUGUGGGUGUUUGCCUAAUAUUGUGUCUUACAAUACUCUCAUUGAUGCUCAUUUUAAACUGAAGAAGACUAAUGAUGCAAUUAACUUGUUUCGAUCACUUAAGUCGAACCGUUUGCAGCCAAAUUUGAUUACUUAUAAUAUUAUGAUUAAUGGGUUGUGUUGUGAGGGGAAGAUGAAAGAAGCUUAUGAGGUGGUUCAUGAUAUGUACCGCCAGCGGCUCAAACCCGAUGAGGUGACCUAUAAUACGCUUGUAAAUGGAUACUGUAAAGAUGGUAACUUCCAUCAAGCACUUCUUUUGCAUGCUGAGAUGCUUAAAAAUGGUUUGUCUCCCAAUGUGGUUACCUAUACUUCUCUCAUUCAUAGUAUGUGCAAAGCGGGUAAUAUGAAUCGUGCAAUGGAAUUCUUGGAUCAGAUGUGCAAUAGAGGGCUUCGACCCAAUCAGAAAACAUAUACAACUUUGAUUGAUGGAUUUUCCCAGCAAGGUUUGCUGAAUGAAGCCUAUAAUUUAUUGAAUGAGAUGACUGCUGGUGGAUUCAAACCUUCUAUUGUGACCUACAAUGCCCUUAUCAACGGGCAUUGCAUUUUGGGUAGGAUGGAGGAGGCUCUGAGCGUGGUUCAGGAUAUGGUGGAGAGAGGAUUGGUCCCAGAUGUUGUAAGUUAUAGUACAAUUAUAUCUGGAUUUUGCAAGAACCAAGACCUGGAACGGGCAUUCCAGAUGAAGAAAGAGAUGGUUGGGAGGGGUAUUUUGCCGGAUGCUAUUACCUAUUCAUCACUUAUCAAAGGGCUUUGUGAGGAUAACCGGCUUGCUGAGGCCUCGGAUCUUUUCAAAGAUAUGAUACACGUAGGCUUGCCUCCAGAUGAACAUACUUAUACAACACUGAUAAAUGCACACUGUUCAGAAGGGGAUAUUCAACUGGCUUUUUGUCUUCAUGAUGAGAUGAUUCAGAAGGGUCUCCUUCCUGAUGUGGUCACGUAUAGUGUACUUAUUAAUGGGCUAAAUAAACAAGCUCGAACAAAGGAAGCAAAACAGCUUUUGCUCAAGCUGUUUUAUGACGAUUCUGUCCCCCCGGGAAUCACUUAUGACACACUGAUAGAGAGCUGUGGUAACAUUGAAUUUAGGAGCAUUGUGGCUCUUUUGAAGGGAUUUUGCAUGAAGGGGUUGAUGAAAGAAGCAGAUAGAGUUUUUGAGUCAAUGCUUGAAAAAGACCACAAGCCAUCUGAAGCAGUGUACAACGUACUCAUACAUGGCCAUUCUAAGUGCGGGAAUCUGCAAAAAGCGUAUGCCUUGUACGGUGAAAUGGUAGGUUCUGGUUUCAGUCCUCAUACUAUAACUGUUAUUGCUUUGAUCAAAGCACUUUUCAAAGGAGAAAUGAAUAAGGAGCUGGAGGAAGUCUUGAACAAUGUAUUGAGAAGCUGUAAGAUUACUGAUGCACAGCUUGCUAAGGUUCUUGUUGAGGUUAAUCAUAAAGAAGGCAAUAUGGAUGCAGUUUUUAAUGUGCUUACUGAAAUGGCCAAGGAUGGCCUGCUGCCAAAAAGUGGGGGAAAUACCAGUCAUACACGCUAAAAUUUGUGUGGUGUCAGUGUUUCAUUCUGCUUGAAAGCCAACGGGGCAUGCCAUCAUAGCCAUUUAUACAACAAGCUAGAAAAAGCCAAGGGCGGUGUUUGUCAUCUGGUAUCAGCUACUAUGACUUGUGAGCUAAAUCUGGUUGUUGUGGUCAAGGACUUAUUGUCUUUGCCGUAAUGAGCUGUUGCUGGUGUAUGCCAUUUACAGUCUUGGAGUACACCACACCUUCAAUUAUAUCAGGAGUGACCUAUUAAGCAAAGUCCACACCUGAUCGUUAACUCUUUUGGAGCUGAUCGCAGCAUCUUCCCUCCAACCUUGUGGAAAAGAGAAAGUAAGUGGGGGACAAAGGUAGAACUAUAGAAGCAUGAGCAGCUACUUGGAUGUCUUCUUGCUCCAAACAGGAAGGAACUGUUAGAAAAGCCAUUGGCAGCUUCAAUGUCAGGUCAAUAUUAAGAGAUGCUGCUAACAUGGAAAUAGGCUUGCUCCCGGAAAUGAUGUUUUGGAAUGGUUCUUCCUGUCUUGAUGUGGGUAAUUGAAAAGUAGAAGCAGCGAGAUGAGAUGACAAAGGACGUAGCUGCACUAGAAGUGAGGAAGAAUAAAUCAAUUUGCUUGGAUUAUCUGAUGAUUGAUGUCCAUUCCUACUACGAUGCAGAAACGCUUCAAUGCUAGUGUCAAACAGCACAAGAUUCUGUAUGAAGAUCCAAUUUAAAUGGACGGAGGCCGGUGGCAGAUGAUGCGUGGUGACAGAUCAAGUCAGAUUCUGGUGGAGCUCUAAGCCAUCUAUCAUCCACUAAUCACCCGAUCCGUCAUUCACCCGUAUAAUUUAUAUAUACAUAUGAUUUUUUUCUCAAUUUUCUCCCAAAAAUAAAUACAUAAAAUUUUAAAACUCGACUUUCAGUUUAGAUUAAAUGAGAAUUUGAGGCUUUUGAGCAAGAAAUACAAUGAUUUUUUUAUGUA